AAAAAAUCUCACAGCUAGCAGCAGCAGCAGCAGCAGCAGCACCAACAACCAACACACGAAGAGCAUGUCUGGGGCUAAGAGCGCGAGUCCAAGCCCGGUUUAGUUUGGCCAUUGGGCUCAGAUGUCUGUUACCUGUCUAAGCGAACGGUCGGCCGCUCGAUCGGUUUCUCGAUACCGCCGCCUUCGAUCUAUCCCCUGCAUAAACAAACACACACACACACACAGAGAGCGAUAGAGAAGAAUUGCGGGCGGACUUCAAAAUCAAAACAAAUCACAAUCAAAUAUCCAAAAGACGCGUGUGAUUUCAUAGUGAUUCGCGCAAUUCGUAUUAAUUUGGGGAAAUAACCGAAACCAAGCAAAGAGGAGAGGAGAUAACUGCAAAAAGGCAAUGCGAAUGAGGCGACGGAAGUUGCUUAUCUGUUGGGCGGCCCUGCAGGCGGGCUCUGCGAUUUUGACCUGCCUGUUGUUGUUACUUCUGCCCAGCCACAAUGAGGUAUCGGCGGGCAUUGUGCCGCCACCAUGGAGUGAUCCCGCCAAAAAUCCAUGUGCCAGCAUGGCUGGCGGUUGGCAAUUAUUGUAUUGGACACCGUUGAAGAAGUGUUUCAAGAUCUUUACAUUGGGCUAUCCGUGUCCGGAUACCAUGGAAUUGAGUCCCACACCGGUGAGUGCAAAACGCAAGGAUGUUCCAGCUGCCGAAUGCAGAUGUCCACCAGGCAGUGCCUUGAGUGCCCUAACAGACAAUGUGUGCCAUCAGCUGUAUCAGCGCGGACCAUGCGAGGUGAAAGAGUACUUUAAACCACUGCCGGAUCAGGACAAAAGAUCCGGUAAUCGUUGGGGCUCCUGCACAACACCCCUGAACUGUGACGAGGGCAUGUUAUAUUGGCCCAGGGACAACAAGUGCUAUGCCCAGUAUAGCAAGGGUCCUUGCAAUCGGGGUAAAUUGCUAACCCUAAAUGCAGAUGGUUUGGCCGAAUGUCGCUGCGAGAAUUCCGGUGAAUUGGCCACCUAUUACUAUCCAGCGGAGGACUCUUGCUAUGAGCAUUAUACCAAAGGACCUUGCUCGACGCCGGGUCACAUUUUUCUGCCGGGCGGCCGCUGUGACUGUCAGCGCCAUUUGCCGCACUACUAUGCAUCUCAACAGAUGUGCUUUGAGCUGGACACGCCCGGGCCCUGUCCACCUGGCCACAUCUUUCGCAUACCCGAUGAGUCGGUCCAGGAGACGGCUGCAACCACACUGCAACUGCUGCCCAGGGCCAAGUGUGUGUGCAAGGAGGGCUAUGUCCCUUGGACAGAUGGCAUCUGCUAUCGCCUCUAUACACGCGGUCCUUGUGGAGCCAAUGAAUUCCUGGUCAACGGCACAUCAUGUGUACAAAAUUUCUGUGGGAAGAAUCGCUUAUACUUCCCAGCGGAGGACUCAUGCUAUAGGAUUGGCUCCCAAGGGCCCUGUUCGCUGCAUCAGGUGGUGAUCUUUGAUUUCACAGCCCGACCAUCGUUGGACGGCAUUUCCUACAAUGGCAUGUGCGGCUGUUCGGGCGUCCUAACUAAUCUCGAUCAGCAAUGCUCAUCGAGUGGGCAUGGCGGGAUCGGCGGCGGUCAGGAGCUGAACAUAUGCGAAUCGACGCCGGGAAUGGUUGACAUAAAUGGCCAGUGCCAUAAGCUAUACACUCGCGGACCAUGCGGUGCUGGCCAAUGGUUGGAGCCACUUAAAUCUCAGGGGAAAUACAAAAACGAUGGUACCUCAACGAUUCUGGCCUAUGCCACCAAAGCCAAAUGCGUUUGCCGACCAGGAUAUACGCCAACCAAUAGCAACGAGUCAUCGGAUACCAUCGGCACAAGCAACGGCAACAGGCACAGCAGCAAUUGCAGUGCACCGAGCGUCAGUUUGGCGAGGUAUUUAACUAUCGAGCGACACAACUCGAAAUUCCUCAAUGAAUUAAAUUUUAGUCCCCUAAUACCACUGAACGGGUGAAUAUUUUUUACUAUCCUGUAUCUCCUCCUCGCAUGAGCCUAAACCAACCAACCAACCAACCAAUCAACCAACCAACUAUUAUUAUUUCUUCUGUUCUAUAUCCAAAGCAUGCUUCCACCUACUUCAUCUCUCUACUGUGUGUGUGUGUGUGCGUGUGUGUGUCUGUGUACUAUAAAUAAUUGUUUGUUUCUCUGUUUUUAGGUGGUUUUUAGAAAUAUUUGGUUAACUUGGAUUGAAAGAGAUCGAUUGUGCCAUGAAUGUAUUACAUCAAUAAUAAAAAAAAAAACAAAACAAA
Drosophila willistoni is the source of this 2264-nucleotide messenger RNA. RefSeq lists its product as uncharacterized. The transcript has 4 exons. Lineage: Eukaryota; Metazoa; Arthropoda; Insecta; Diptera; Drosophilidae. Bases 389 to 1969 code for a protein of 526 amino acids. The record is from RefSeq and is a predicted model, not a curated record.